Molecule: messenger RNA, 1569 nt
Organism: Angiostrongylus costaricensis
Lineage: Eukaryota; Metazoa; Nematoda; Chromadorea; Rhabditida; Metastrongylidae
Source: the annotation of a GenBank genome assembly
AUGUUCGACAGAAAUUUGCAAGUAUUUUGCUUCGCGCUAUGUUUUUCAUCCGUGGCGAUGUUGAGUCCUCACCCAAAACUCCUCCUCAUUUCAUUCGAUGGCUUUCGCUACGAUUUACUUAAUGAGACCAUGACCCCAAACAUUUAUCGAUGGGCCAUUAAUUCGACAUGGUUCAAGAAUGGCUCGAGAUCUCAGUUUGUAACCUACACAGCACCAAAUCAUAUGAGCAUCGUCACUGGUUUGCAUGAAGUGAAGCAUGGGAUCGUGGGCAACUAUUUCUACGACACCGCAACAAGGAAGUUUUUCGACUAUUUCAAUCUGACGGGCAAAGAGGGUGUUAUCAAUGCAUCUUUGGACUCGUCAUGGUACGAAGGCGAACCAGUUUGGUUAACGAACGAAAAGUCUGAUUCUUCACGGCGAUCGGCUACAUUUUAUUGGCCACAGGGAGAUGUACAUUUUCGAACUCCUCCUCAUCGUCCAUUUUUCUACAAGCAAUGGACUACGUACGGGAACUUGAGUCAGUGGAUGUCUGAUGUUGAUGACAUCGUCGAUGCGUUCAUGUCGGAGGAGCAUCCUGUAAAUUAUGUGGCGUGGUACGUAGCUGAACCAGAUCAUACUUUGCAUACGAACGGCUUUUACAACGGUGAACUUCAAAAGAUGCUUCACGAACUUGACGAGCUUUUCGGCUACCUCCUUGCCAAAUUUCGCGAAACUAGCCUUGAAAAUAGCGUCAAUGUGAUACUAACUGCUGACCACGGUCAUGCCGAGAUUGAAGGUGUAAACAACGUUAUGUGCAUUCGAGAUUAUGUGAAGCUCGACAGCUCCAAGAUCGGGGACCAUAUGAUUUAUGCGGACAACAAAGAAAUCGCUCGUGAACUCCACCAGAAUCUCACAAACGCCGUGAAGAGUUUCGGUUAUAAAGUUGAUGUAUACAUGAAGGAGGAUGUUCCUGCACGGUACUAUUAUUCAAACUCUACACGCAUUGGUGACGUCAUCAUUGUACCUCAAGUUGGAUGGGCUGCAUCAUUUACCUGUACUAGGAAAGAGCUUUCUGAGACCUAUGCUCCCGGAAAAGUCAGGUAUAAUUCCUCUACACAUGGUAUGGAUCCCGAUCGUAAGGAGAUGCGUGCUGUGCUCGUUGUUGGUGGUCCAUCAAUCAUGUCCGGAAGGAAGGCAUUGCCUGAUAAUACCGACUUGUAUCCAUUUAUGUGUUGUUUGCUGUCAGUUCCUGCUGCGACAAAUAAUUCAACAUUGUCAAUAAUUGGAAAAGCUCUUCGUCCGCUGGAGUCUCGAUUAACAACUAAAUCCUUAAUAGUGUUCCUGGAACCUCACGAUUCCGGUACGUUCAUGUUCCUUGUUAUAACCACAUCUUUCAUUCUUAUGGUUUUCGUCGUAUAUGCAUGCCGGUAUUCCAAACUUACGGAACAACCAGUUUGGAUCUGGAGUCAGAAAGGAUAUCGCCCACUGAAGACAGAUCUUUGCAGUGCAGAACAAGUAAGCUUGCGAAAAAUAUCGUUCCUGUGUAUGUGCAAUUUUGCUGAAGUCAUUUAUUUACUUAUGAGUUACUGA